Messenger RNA from Trifolium pratense (red clover), 3142 nucleotides. RefSeq names its product F-box/LRR-repeat protein 2-like. Gene Ontology annotation, cellular component: SCF ubiquitin ligase complex. NCBI's taxonomy places the organism in Eukaryota, Viridiplantae, Streptophyta, Magnoliopsida, Fabales, Fabaceae. Bases 44 to 1711 code for a protein of 555 amino acids. Gene Ontology annotation, biological process: SCF-dependent proteasomal ubiquitin-dependent protein catabolic process. The record is from RefSeq and is a predicted model, not a curated record. The transcript has a single exon.
AUCUUCUUCUUCUGCUCCUCUCAGUUUUUCUUCUUCACAACAAAUGGCCGUUUCAUCAUAUUUACCAGAUGAGUGUUGGGAAUCUAUCUUCAGAUUCAUCAUCAUCGACGACAACGACGAUGAUUGCAACAACAACAGUCACUACUUGAGUUUUCUAUCUCUCGUCUCCAAACAGUUUCUCUCCAUCACCAACCGGCUCCUAUUUUCACUCACUCUCCAUGAUGAAUCAACAUAUUGUCACCUCUUCAAACGAUUCACCAACCUCAAUUCCCUCGACCUUACAGGCAACUACAUUGACCUCGACAACCUUCUCAUCGAAAUCUCUCGUUUCCCAUUGAAACAACUCACAUCACUCAAUCUCUCCGGCCAACCUACCAUUCCCACAAUUGGGUUGCGAGCUUUUUCACAAAAGAUUACAACUUUGACCUCUCUCACUUGUUACCUCAUUGACUUUCUUAACCCCUCUGAUCUGUUCCUUAUUGCAGAAUGUUUCCCUUUGCUCCAAGAACUCGACCUCAGUUACCCCUUGAAUUGCAAAAGUUGCUGUAGCUACGUCGAUGGGGUAGAGGCUCUUUCACUUGCACUUACCAGACUCCGCAAGGUUAAUCUUUCUGGAUUAUUUCCAAUAAACAACCAAUCACUUUUCUACUUGUUCAACAAUUGUAAACAACUUGAAGAGGUCAAGUUAUUUAAGUCAUGUCAUAAAAUAACUAGGGUUGGACUUGCUUCUGCUCUCCGUGAGAGACCAACUUUGAGGUCUUUAUCGUUUUCCGGUAUGGAAGACGAUAAAUUGUUCAGUACUUCACAAUUUAUUGACUCAUUGGUGAGUUUGAAGAGUUUGACUUGUCUUUUUUUGCACAAUUUGAAUAUCUCAGAUGAAUUGCUAUAUUCAAUUGCAAGGGAAGGUCUUCCUUUGACGAAAUUUGUCCUCCUACGUUGCACUGGCCAUAGUAACGAUGGAAUCAUUGAUUUGUUAUCCAAGUGUCAACGUAUCCAACAUUUGGAUCUUCGAUAUACUGAUUUUCUGAAGGAUCAACAUGUUUUGGAGUUGUCAUCGUUUCUUGUUGAUUUGGUGUCCAUAAACCUUAGUAGUUGUCAUAAGCUCACAAAAUCAGCCCUGUUUAUACUCGUCAGGCACUGUCCUUCGCUUAGUAAGAUCAAAAUGGAAAACAUCGGGGCGAAGAUUGUAAGGAAUUCUUAUUCUUUGCGGAAUUUUGGUGUAUACCCUCAAUUAAAGUCUCUCUAUUUGGGUUACAAUUCAUGGCUAAGUGAUGAAAUCAUUACAAUGUUUGCUUCCAUUUUCCCUAAUUUGCAGCUGCUUAAUUUGAAAGAUUGCAAUAGCAUAUCUGAAGGUAUUUGUGAAGUUUUAAGGAAAUGUUGUAAGAUUAGGCAUUUGAACUUAGAUGGUUGUUCAAGAGUGAAGCUACAUGGAAUGAAUUUUGUUGUUCCCAAUCUGGAGGUGUUGAACUUGUCAUGGAUUAAUGUUGAUGAUAAAACACUCUAUCUGAUCUCAAAGAAUUGUUGUGGGCUUUUGAAACUAUCACUGAAAUUCUGUAAUGGUGUUAAAAUGAAGGGAGUGAAACAUGUUGUAGAAAACUGCAAACAAUUGAGAAAGAUUAAGGGAGUGAAACAUGUUGUAGAAAACUGCAAACAACUGAGAAAGAUUAUGUCAGAUGAGAGAUUGAUCUUAUUGAAUAAACUGAUUGAAUAAGUCAGAUGAGAGAUUGAUCCUUAUUCUUCUGGCUCUAUGGGUUUAGUAUUCCUUAGAUAAUUAGUCAUUUUUGUAAGUUAGCUUAAUGAAAUUUGUUUCAAUAUUUUCUUAUAUAACUGAUGAAAUAGUUGCAUAACUUAUGCUUCUUGUUGUUUAUCAGUGGUUUCAUUCAUGUAGCGAUGUUUUGUGGUUUUAUUUUUUUUAAUCAUAGUUUCAUACAUAGAGGUGUUUCUUUUUUACUACUUUGGAUCUCAGUCUCCUUACCAAAACUCUCAUAUAUAUGAAUUAGUUUCUAUUAUUAAUUAUGUAGUCAUGUAUGUUUUCCACUUUUUAUGAUAAGUAAUGGUUUUUUCAUAGAUUUGUAUUAGCUAGGAAAUACCAUGAUGGAUCGACAUGUAAAAAAUUUCAUCCACCACACCUAUAAAUAGGCAACCGUGAGUCAGUGACUCAACUAAAGACUUUUACACUAUCUAACUACAUUCUAAACUAAUACUACUACCUCAACGGCUCAACUACAAACAGAUGUACACAACGUUUUUCUAUUGUCACGAUUUUAUUGGUUUUGCCUUGCCUUUAAUAUCUCAUUAUGAUAAUUCAUUGAUUUUAACCACUACUUUGUUUAUGUGUUUUGCCAUACUUUCACAUUUAACCAGUUCUGAUGCCAAAAUGUAUUAGGCCAAAUAAAUUAUGUUACUUAAAACAGUAGGUUCAUUUUUUGUGUUUUUUUGUUGUUUAUAUUGUAGCUGAAGGUCGAACCCAUGACCUCUAGCAUACUACCCUAACUCUUUAAUAGUGGUUUCAUUAUGUAAGCAUAGGAAUAGCCGAAUAGGAUUCAACAUGAACUGACUAUCUUUUUAAACAAGUUUUUGAUCUGCAAUAUUUAUUUUGCAAUUGUUGCAACUGAAAAUGGUUCUUACUAUUUUUGAAGAAGCUAAAUUAGUCCAUCCAUAUUGACACCAGAGAGAAUUGAGCCUGAGACAUUAAGGAGGAGCACACUGUCAGGACUCAGGUCCCAAACCAAUACCACCAGACCAACCCAAGCGGGUUGAAAAUGGUUCUUACUACAAUGAUUCAAAUGAGAAAUGCAAAAUUAAGGCCACAAACAAGGAAUUCAGCCACUCUUUAUGAGUUCAUGAUGUUUACAUGGAAUGAAAUUCAGAUUAACAGCCCAAGAGCAGAAUCAUUGUAAAUUAUAAUUGUGUGUGUGCGCAGAUAUUCACUUUCUGUUAAUGAUAAAAGCCAAGUGAAGGAAACAGUUGCCUGCAUUACAAGUUAGUUAGAAUUUUGUUUUGUAACUAACUGAGUUAGUUAGGAUUCUGUUAGUUAGUUAUUGAAUUCUAUCUUAGAGAGAUAUAGUUUGUAUAUAAGUGAUACUUGUAUCAGAAACUAAAUGAGAUUUGUGCAUAAUAAAAUUUCCUUUUCUUCUUCUUG